CACACAAGCUUGAACCAUGAUUGCCGCCGCUUUCUUAGUUUUGCUGAGACCUUACAGCAUCCAAUGUGCCCUCUUCUUGCUGCUUCUCCUGCUGGGGACCGUCGCCACAAUUUUAUUCUUCUGCUGCUGGCACCGUAAGCUCCAGAAAGGCAGGCAUCCGAUCAAAUCCGUCUUUUCAGGGCGCUCCAGGAGCCGAGAUGCUGUAAUGAGAACCCAUCACUUUCGUUCCGAGGGAUUUAGACCGAGUCCGCGCCAUAUUAGAAGACGUGUCGUACCUCGACUUGAAGAAACACAGCCCCUAGUAGAAGCCCAUCAACUGAGUGAGCAAGAAACAUCCGUAAAGAAAAGAAAAAUCAAGAAGAGCAGCAGAGUCCAACCUGAGUUCUAUCAUUCUGUUCAAGUCACACCAACUCGAAAACCAAGCUCGGGCAACGCUUCCUACAGAUGCUCCAUGUCAUCCUCUGCGGAUUUUUCCGACGAUGAUGAUUUCAGCCAGAAAUCUGGUUCCUUGUCUCCUGCUCCAGGUGACACUCUGCCCUGGAACCUACCUAAACAUGAGAGAUCCAAGAGGAAGAUUCAAGGAGGAUCAGUGCUGGAUCCAGCUGAGAGAGCUGUGCUCAGGAUAGCCGAUGAGCGGGACAAAGUACAAAAGAAAACAUUCACAAAAUGGAUAAACCAGCAUCUUAUGAAGGUUCGCAAGCAUGUGAAUGAUCUGUAUGAAGACCUGAGAGAUGGACAUAACUUGAUUUCACUGUUAGAAGUUCUUUCAGGAGACACCUUGCCAAGGGAGCGAGAUUUUUUGAAGACCUUACGGUUGGUGAGUUCAACAGACGCAUGCCCGUUUGAACAGCAUGAGGAUGAGGAGGAUGAGGAUAAGGGGCCUAGAGAGAAAGGUCGGAUGCGGUUUCACAGACUACAGAAUGUACAAAUUGCACUUGAUUAUUUGAAAAGACGGCAGGUGAAAUUGGUGAACAUUAGAAAUGAUGACAUAACGGAUGGGAAUCCCAAAUUGACUUUGGGAUUAAUAUGGACCAUAAUUUUGCACUUUCAGAUUUCUGACAUCCAUGUUACUGGAGAGUCAGAGGAUAUGUCUGCGAAAGAGAGAUUGCUCCUGUGGACACAGCAGACAACUGAGGGUUAUGCUGGAAUUCGUUGUGAAAAUUUCACUACCUGCUGGCGAGAUGGGAGAUUAUUUAAUGCCAUCAUUCAUAAAUACAGGCCGGACCUGAUAGACAUGAAUACCGUUGCUGUUCAAAGCAACCUUGCAAAUUUAGAGCAUGCUUUUUUUGUAGCAGAAAAACUUGGUGUUGCCAGACUUCUGGAUCCCGAAGAUGUUGACGUCUCCUCGCCUGAUGAGAAGUCAGUAAUCACUUAUGUAUCAUCACUUUAUGAUGCAUUUCCCAAAGUACCUGAAGGUGGUGAAGGCAUCAGUGCACAUGAUGUUGAAGUCAAAUGGGUUGAAUACCAGAAUAUGGUGAACUACCUCAUCCAGUGGAUCAGGCACCAUGCCACAAUAAUGGCUGACAGAGCGUUUCCAAACAAUCCUGUGGAACUCAAGGCACUUUAUAACCAGUAUUUACAAUUUAAAGAAACAGAAAUUCCACCAAAGGAGAUAGAUAAAUCGAAAAUCAAACACCUAUAUAAAUUACUGGAGGUUUGGAUAGAAUUUGGGCGUAUCAAGCUUCCUCAAGGCUACCACCCAAAUGACAUCGAAAAAGAAUGGGGGAAGCUGAUUAUAGCUAUGUUGGAAAGAGAGAAAACACUUCGACCAGAAGUUGAAAGGUUAGAAAUGCUGCAGCAGAUUGCAAACAGGGUUCAGCGAGACAGCCUGAGCUGUGAAGACAAACUAAUGCUUGCUCGAAAUGCUGUGCAAUCAGAUGGAAAGCGAUUGGAAUCAGGUUUGCAGUUCCAGAAUGAAGCAGAGAUUGCGGGCUACCUACUUGAAUGUGAGAAUCUACUGCGCCAACAAGUCAUGGAUGCCCAGAUUCUUAUUGAUGGAAAAUAUUAUCAGGCAGAUCAACUGGUCCAGAGGGUUGCAAAACUACGAGAUGACCUUAUGGCCUUAAGAGCAGAGUGCUCCUCAAUUUACAGCAAGGGGAGGACACUGACGACAGAACAGACCAAGAUGAUGAUAUCAGGAAUAACACAAAGCUUAAACUCAGGAUUUGCACCAAAUUUAAGCCCUAGUUUAAACUCUGGACUAAGCCAGGGCUUAACACCCUCCUUGACAUCAUCCAGCCUAACAUCAGGUUUAUCAUCGGGUCUUUCUUCAAGACUGACUCCAGCCAUCACCCCAGCCUACACACCAGGUUUCCCACCAAGGUUAAUUCAAAGCUACAUAACUGGAGUUGACACUGGUGGACUGCAAACACUCAAACUGAUGCAGGUCCGAAAACCCCUGAUGAAAUCAGCGUUUAUUGAUCAGAAUUUAACAGAGGAGGAAGUCAACAUGAAAUUUGUCCAGGACCUCUUACGAUGGGUAGAUGAAAUGCAGGUGCAACUUGAUCGGGUUGAAUGGGGUUCGGAUUUGCCAAGUGUCGAAAGCCAUGUAGAAAAUCACAAGAAUGUCCACAAAGCUAUUGAAGAAUUUGAGUCAAGCCUUAAAGAAGCAAAAAUCAGUGAGAUCCAAAUGACUGCUCCCCUUAAACUCAGCUAUGCAGACAAAUUGCACAAACUGGAGAGCCAAUAUGCAAAACUCUUGAAUACAUCAAGAAAUCAGGAAAGACACCUUGACACCCUUCAUAAUUUUGUAUCGCGUGCUACCAGGGAACUCAUAUGGUUGAAUGAAAAAGAAGAGGAGGAGGUUGCAUAUGAUUGGAGUGAAAGAAACAUGAAUAUAACAAGGAAAAAGGAAUACCAUGCAGAACUGAUGAGAGAACUUGAUAAGAAAGAAGACAUUAUUAAAUCGGUUCAGGACAUAGCAGAACAAUUGCUCUUUGAAAACCACCCUGCAAGGUUAACUAUUGAGGCCUACCGAGCAGCAAUGCAAACACAGUGGAGCUGGAUUUUACAGCUUUGCCAAUGUGUGGAACAGCAUCUAAGAGAAAACAUUGCAUAUUUUGAGUUUUUCAACGAUGCCAAAGAGGCCACAGAUUACUUGAAGAAUUUAAGAGAUGCUGUCCAUCGAAAAUACAGUUGUGAUAGGUCCAGCAGUAUUCAUAAACUGGAAGAUCUGAUCCAGGAGUCCAUGGAAGAAAAAGAGCAGCUCCUGCAGUACAAGAGCACGGUGGCAGGCCUUGUCGGGAGAGCAAAGAUAAUAGUUCAGCUGAAGCCAAGGAAUCCAGAUAAUCCACUCAAGACGUCCAUCCCAAUUAAGGCCAUCUGUGACUAUAGACAAAUUGAGAUAACCAUUUACAAAGAUGAUGAAUGUGUACUAGCAAGCAACUCCCAUCGUGCAAAAUGGAAAGUGAUUAGUCCAAGUGGUAAUGAGGCCAUGGUUCCCUCUGUAUGUUUUACUGUUCCUCCACCCAACAAAGAAGCAAUAGACACUGCAAACAGAAUUGAACAGCAAUAUCAGAAUGUCCUGACUCUUUGGCAUGAAUCACAUAUAAACAUGAAGAGUGUGGUCUCCUGGCAUUUCUUGACAAAUGAAAUCGAAACAGUUCGAGCUAGUAAUGUUGCUUCGAUAAAGACACUCUUGCCAGGUGAACAUCAGCAAGUAUUAAGCAACUUGCAGUCCCGCUUUGAUGACUUCCUGGAAGACAGCCAGGAAUCUAAAGUCUUCUCAGUCUCUGACAUUGCACAGCUGGAAAGGGAAGUGAAUGUGUGCAAGCAGUACUACCAAGAGCUCCUUAAAUCUGCAGAGAGAGAGGAGCAUGAGGAAUCGAUUUACAACCUAUAUAUCUCAGAAGUUCGAAACAUCAGACUUCGCUUGGAGAACUGUGAAGAUCGUUUGAUUAGGCAGAUUCGAACCCCAUUAGAGAGAGAUGACCUACAUGAAAGUGUGUUUCGGGUCUCUGAACAAGAGAAGCUGAAAAAGGAGCUGGAUCGACUCAAAGAUGAUUUGGAAACAAUCACAGAAAAGUGUGAUGAUUUUUUUAAUCAAGCUGCUGGUUCACCCUCAGUCCCUACCCUGCGGUCCGAGCUCAACCUCGUGAUUCAAAAUAUGAAUCAGGUUUACUCUAUGUCUUCCAUUUAUAUAGAAAAGUUAAAAACUGUAAAUUUGGUGCUCAAAAACACUCAAGGGGCUGAAUCGCUGGUAAAAUUGUAUGAAACUAAACUAUGUGAGGAAGAUCCAUUAAAUGCUGACAAGAGUAACAUCGAGAACCUGAUGGGUACAUUAAAGCAAUGGAGAUCGGAGGUUGAUGAAAAAAGGGAAGUAUUCCAUGCCCUAGAAGAUGAACUCCAGAAAGCCAAAGCAAUUAGUGAUCAAAUGUUUAAAACACACAAGGAACGGGAUCUUGACUUGGACUGGCACAAAGAGAAAGCAGAUCAGCUAACUGAGAGGUGGCAAAAUGUUCAUUCUCAGAUUGAAAACAGGUUGCGUGACUUAGAUGGCAUCAAUAAAUCUCUGAAAUACUACAGGGAUACAUAUGGUACACUGGAUAACUGGAUUAAGCAAGUUGAAGAAACUCAGCAAAAGUUUCAGGAAAACCCGCCUCAAAACAGUAAAGCGCUGGCUAAACAGCUAAACCAACAAAAGAUGUUAGUCUCUGAAAUAGAGACGAAACAAAACAAACUAGAUGAGUGCCAGAAAUACUCAGAGCAGUAUUCAGCUGCAGUGAAGGACUAUGAGUUGCAAACAAUGACAUAUAGAGCCAUGGUUGACUCUCAGCAAAAAUCUCCCGUGAAACGCCGAAGAAUGCAGAGCUCCUCUGAUUUCAUUAUCCAAGAGUUCAUGGAUUUACGAACACGCUAUACAGCUUUGGUAACCUUGCUGACUCAGUAUAUAAAGUUUGCUGGUGACUCCCUGAAAAGGCUAGAAGAGGAAGAGAAGUCAGUGGAAGAGGAAAAGAAAGAACAUGUUGAAAAAGCUGGUGACUUAUUGAAAUGGGUGUCAAACAUCGCCAAGAGCCUCAACAAAGGUGGAGGAGAAAAGGCCGAAAAAGCAGAUUUGCCUAAGAAACAGAUUUCUCCUGAUGAAAUAUCAACCAAGAAAGAACAGAUAUUAGAGGCUUUGCAAACAACGCAGUCAUUUGUAGCAAAACAUGGUGAUAAAAUGACAGAUGAAGAGAAAAAUGAAAUGGAAAACCAUGUGAAGUCCCUGCAAGACGGUUAUAAACUCUUAUCCAAUGAAGAUUUGAAGCAGUUGCAGGAGGAACAAAAUGUAGAAGAUGAAAAUAUGGAUGAAAAGGUGGACAAAGUCAUAGCUGGCAUCGUUGAUCAAACCACCGGAGAGAUGUUUUCAGUCUUCCAGUCAGUUCAUAAAGGCCUUAUUGACUAUGACACUGGAAUUCGGUUACUUCAGAGCCAGCUCAUUUUAUCAGGUUUAAUUUCACCAGUUUUGGGAAGGAGCUUUGACCUGGAAGAAGCAAAAGCCCAUGAACUUGUUGAUGCACAAGCUAUAUUUCAACUACAAGAUUUUCAGAAUGCAAAGACAACCAUUUCAAAACUGCAAUUAACAACACUCCCAGUUGUUGGUGCUUUGGAACAGGGUCUAAUUUCAGAAUCUCUGGCUAUUAAAAUUCUUGAGAUUCAGCUUUCCAGAGGGCAUCUAACGAUACCAGCCACAAGAGAACAGCUGACUUUGCAAAAAGCUUUCCAGAAGAACCUGGUUUCUGCAGCAUUAUAUACCAAGCUCCUGGAAAGACGUGACAUGUGCAGAGACCUUAUUGACCCCAACACAGCAGAGAAGGUCUCCCUUGAGGAAUUGCUUGAAAGAACUGUAGAACAUAAAGAAACAAGGUUGAGACUCUUGCCUGUGAUCCCUCAAGAAAGAGGCACAAUAACACUAAAAUGUGGAAGGAAGAUAACUAUUUUGAGGGCAGCUCAUGAAGGACUCAUAGAGAGAGAGACCAUGUUCAGGCUGAUGGGUGCUCAGCUACUUUCUGGGGGUAUCAUUCAUCCUGAUACAGGACACAGAAUGACUAUUGAAGAGGCAAUGAGAGAAGGGGUUAUUGAUCAGGAUGCUGCUUGUGCUAUUUUGACUCAUCAGGUUCAGACAGGUGGGAUACUGUGUCCAAAUUCAUCAAAACGUUUAACUGUAGAUGAAGCUGUACAGUGUGACUUGCUAUCCUCUUCUAGUGCCCUUCUGGUGCUACAGGCACAGCGAGGCUUCAUUGGACUCAUCUGGCCAGAUAGUGGCGAAAUAUUUCCUGUAUCUACUUCUUUGCAUCAAGGCAUGAUCACUAAUGAGCUGGCCUGCAAAAUUCUAAAUGGACGGCAAAAAAUAGCAGCACUUUAUAUUCCAGAAACUUGUGAAGUGAUCAGCCUGGAUAAUGCUGCCCGACAAGGAGUCAUAGAUAGUAAUACUUCAUCAAUCUUAAAUAGCCUUACUCUACCUGACGAAAUGCCUAAUGUGGAUGAUAUACCAGUCCAUUUGAAAAGAGUUGCGAGAUGGCUCUCUUCUUAUGAACUCCACCCAUCUGCCCAACAUGAACAUGGAAUGGAUGUAGAUGCUUUGGACAUCAAUGAGCCCGUACAUCACUGCAAACAACAAACUCAAAAACUGUUCAUGUCUUAUCUAAUGAUAAAUAGUUAUAUGGAUGCGAACACGGGGCAAAGACUUUUGUUGCAUUGUGGUGACUUAAAUGAAACUGUCAGCUUGUUAAUGGAUCAGAAUAGUUAUAAUACAUAUGGGACUGAAGGGCAAUUCUGUGAGACCCAUGUAAACACAGAAGUGUCAAAUCUUGCGCAUCACUCUGAAAAUGUAGUGUUUAGCUGUAUUACUAGCAAUGCUUUCGAUCAAGAAACAAGUGUCAAAAAUAUUUCUAGUGACAAUAACAGGAAAGAAUUUCACGAUGAUCACCAGAAUGUCAAAGGCUCAGGAGAAAAUAGUUUUCAUAUCAUAGCUGGUAGAUCAGAGCAGUCCGAAUGUGCUAUGAAUACAUUAUUUUGUGAACAGGAAGACAGAUCUAGAAAGGGACUCAAUACAAAUAAAAAUUGUGAAAAAGAAAAUGUAUCUAGAAGUUUGCUGGAACCUUCUGAAGAAAUACCAGUGGAAGUGAGUGAAGAUUUAACCAAGCAAGCAAAUUCUGGAAAUGUUGAAGCAAAAAGAUCUCUUUCAAAUUAUUCACAAGAAAACCUUCCAUCAAGAACGAAUGAAGAUAACAUUUGUAUGGUAGAGAAGAAAAAAGUCAAGGAGAAUGAAAACUCUUCAGUCAUCUUAGAUAACAUUUUGGAUAUGAAUGCUUCUUCAGCUAUGAAUACAGAAGGAAACACACAAGGGAGGACAGAUAUUUCACAUCUCAUGGACAAUAAUAAGCUGAAAUGCAUGCAAACGAAAGAAGAAUGUAUAUUAAUCAAGGAUGAGGUAGAAGAUGAUUUUCAGGAUAGUUUAUACACCAGUAAGCAUUCCAGCAAUAAACUUUUAAGUGAACUAGCUCAGGAGGAUUAUGGGGCUUGUAAUGAGUGUGGGAUUGUGCAGUCAGAAACUAACACCACUCCACUGCAACAUAACCUUGAUAAUGGGACAAGUGGAUGUACUUUAGAAGCCUUUACUGAUACAAAUGGCAAAUUGCCAUUAGAAAACCACUCCAUAAUGCAUGAUGCAUGUCCCCUGAAAGAUUGUCUUCAUGUGAAUGGUAAACAAUCACAGGAAGACUGUACAAAUACCUAUGUCCGUCCACCAUUGGAAGACCCUGCUAAUAAAUGUACUCUGUGUCUGUUGGAAGACAAUCCCAAUCUGCAAGCUGCAUCUUCAUUGGAAGCUAGAUAUCAUACAAGUGGUAGCCCAUCACAAGAUGACUCCACCAGCCACCAUAGUAUGUCAAUGCAAGAAAAUACGUUUCCUAAAGGUAAUCCACUGCUGAAAGACAACAUCAGUUUGAUUAAUGGAUUAUUGAAGAAACAGACUGAAACUGAAAGUGGGGCAUCUCUGGAAAAUGACAUUAAUAUCAGUGACAGACAACAACCUACAGAGCAGACUAAUUUAUGUCAUAUAUCUUUGCCUGAUUAUCAUAUUAAUUCUGAUGGAGUCCCACUGUUGGGAUAUCAUACUGAAGAUAAAUCCAUUGGGCCACUUCAGAGAGAACAUGCUGGGCUUCCACUGGAAGGCCCCAUUGAUACAAAUACUGAGUCCGCAGCAGAAGUCAGUACUAAAUGUCUUCAUGGAUUACCCAUUAAAAUCAAUACUGAAAGUCAGCCCAGACCACCUCUGGAAUUCACUACUAGUAUGGAGAAUAAUGAACCAUCUGUGGAUGACAAUAGGUCAACAUUUACAAGUGGUGGAUUAGUUCUAGAAGGUAAUAACAGUAAUCCUUCUGAGCCACUGCAUGGAAGAAAAUGUAAUACUCCACAGUCAGGAAAGGACAGCAAAGACCCUUGUGACAUAUUGCAGCAUAAAGAUGCCAGUGAGGCUGUACAGAUCAAUCAUAACUUUGGUAAUGUUUAUAACACGGCCAAAAUUGACAAGGGUGGCUCCUCUGCUCUUGAGAAAGAUAUUACUCCAGAGCCCACCAAUAGUGCAUUUGCCAUGAAAGAAGCAGCAGAUAAACCAGUGCAAAAAGGAACAUCUUUUCAGGUCAACCUGAGUAUGAAAGAGGAGAAUAUUCUAGGCUUUAGUGAGUCAAAUGACACUGAUACAUAUGGAAUCAUGAAUAUAGCAGCAUUGAAUGCAAAGAUGCUAGGCACUAUUCUAGAAGACAAGGCAGAAGACGCUGGAGAUGUAGAAAAGACAGUUCAGAAAAAAGAAAGUGAAGAAAGUAAAGAGAUCGACAAUUCCCUAGAAAAGUUUCAUGAAAUUGAAACACAAAGAAAUGGGCACAAAAGAAUUAGAAUGAAAAGAGAAGGUGACUCCGAUGAAAGUGAACAUGAAAGUGUAUGUCUGGAUAAUGACAAUGGUGAUAAUGACAAUGACAAAGAUGAAAAUGAUUUUGAAAGUUAUGAUUAUGUGGAUUUUGAUUAUGAUACUUCUGAUGACACAGAUUAUGAAGAUGAGGAGGUGAUGGAAAUGCAUUACUCACAGUGCCGUAAUAAAAACAGUGAAGUCAGAAAACAACUUUCAGUGACUACUGAAAACAAGAAUAUUCAUCCCGAAAACAAUUUCCACUCAGAUUCAAAAAAUUGCUUACCGUGCUUUGAAAACUACAGUGUUGAUAAACAAAAUUUAGCUGACCUUGCUAACGAAAGCAUUGAUGACCUUCCAUGUAAAAGUAACGAUGUAAGAUCGCAAAAAGAUUGGCAGGCUUCUGAGCCUUUCAUGGAAAACAAAUGUGCAUUACAUAGCAAUCAAACUUCCCAUUUAAGCAUAAGCAAUGGUAUGACAUCAGAGAAUGCAAUUGGCACAGAAGGUAAUGCAACUGAGUUAAAUAUAGCUCUUCAAUGCGACUUAUUCAUUAACCACAGCAAAGUUAAAAACCAUGAUGAUGCAUCAAUGCCAUGUUUGAAUUGUGAGAAAAUACAGGAAGCAGAGGAUGGAAAAUUAAUAGAAGCAGUCACCAAUAUGCCACAAGUAGAAAUGGACACUCUAGAACAGAAUAAAAACGGAGCAUGCAUUCUGAAAGACGAUACUAUCCAGGAAUCCAGAAGAAGCCCUGUAGAGACUGGUUCAUUCAUUGUUAAAAAUGGUUAUGAAAUCAGUCCCUCAUGUGACAUGAAAGCAAGUCUUGACCAAAUUCCAAAUAAAACCGCCUCAGUUCCACACUCCAGUGGCUUUGUUACAGAAGAAUCAGUAAACCAUGAAGAGCAGCAGUUUGACCUUUCUUCUUAUUUAAAGCAAUGUGCAGAGGAUAUAAAAGCCGAGAAUAUUUUAGGACUAAGGGAGGGUGAUUCAUUUUACCUGAAGGAUGUUGAAAGAGACUGUGAAGAGAAUGGAGAGGUGCUAGUGAUAAGGGGAAGUGUAAAUGGCAAAGAGAAAGCGCAUCCAGGAGAACUGAGCUGCCAGCUGCCUCCAUCUCCUGCAUCAAUUUUUUCAAAACCUAUGAGAGCUAAAGCUAGUAAAGAAACAGACGGUAGUAUUCAUCCGAAAGCGUGUCAUGUAAUUGAAAGCUACAGAAGUGACUUUGAGAAUAUGGGUCGCAAAGACAGUGGAGAAGCAAGUAACAAGGCUGAAGUUGGUUCUGAUGAGCAUUUGCAGGCAAUAAGCUUCGCUUCUAAUGCUUUAGGCACCAUAGGUGAUUCCUGGCAUUGCACUGAACAGAAAGCGCCUGAAGCCGUGAUAAGUCACUGUAAUGUGGGAAAUACUGAGGGAGGCGACCUUCUAGGCCCUGAGUCUGCCUCGUUCAUGAACAGCAUCGAGCGAAACGUGCAACAAUCACAAAAAGAGGAGCAGCUUCUUUAUUUCCCCCCACCCAAGGAACAGGAAGGUCGUUUUUCUAAAGUGCCUGCUACAUUACGGGAAGGCUUAACAAAUAUACUUAAAAGCAAAAUAAAAGAUGGUCGUGUUUACUACAAGCAGGAAGACGAACCUUUAAGUUAUAUUGGCACAAGAGCUUUAAUGCAAAAUUUACUUAAAAUGGUUGAUUACACCCAUUGGGGAAGUGAGGUUUCUAAUCAACCUGAUGUCAAACUUGCAAACGACGACUCUAGAACUGCUCCUUUGCUCGCUCCUUUGUGCCCAAAUGCAAACAAACAUAAUUCCACCCCAUCUACUUGGCUUGACAACCGAAGUCCUGACCUCCUCCUUGAUAUACUGAAGCAGGACCAUUGCAGACAAAGAACUGAUGGCACAAACGGGACAAUGGAAGAGAAGGCCCAGACCGAAAGAGAUCAGGAGAUAAGACCUUCUGCGUUUGAUCACACCUUUGCCACCAUCUCAGAUAGAGCUGGAACUUCAUCAGGAUCGAAACCAGAAGCUGCUGCAGAGAAUACUACUGCAGAUAAUAAUACUCUUCCUUUGAAAGAAGACCAUCAAGCUGAGGAGCCAUGCCAUCCACCAAAACGUUUCUCUGAUGAUGCCGUGGAAAUGAAGGAAUCUGUACCAAGGAGUGUGCUGUACAGUGGUACGCAGCCUUGUUCUUGGUUCAUAGAGAAUCUGAGAAGACACUUGACAGUGGUUCAAGAUAUGAAAUUUCUCUUAGAUGAUCUGCAGCCCAUCAGUAAUGACUUGGAAGCCCUAAAGGUGCAACUUGAGCAGUUAGAGUCAUUUGAAUCAGGACUUGCUGGCUUUGCUGUUGUUUUGCGGAAAGAUAUGAAGUUGGCAGAUGAAUUUCUAAAACAUCAGCACAAGGAUGUUCCCACAGAACAGCUUGAGGAUCUUAAAGAAAGCAAUGAACAUUUGGAGAAGGAUUUCUUUGUGGUCUGUGAAAUGUCUUCAGAGCGAGCAAAGCAAAUUGUCUUUGCAGUAGACUCUGAAAUGGCCAAACUUGCAGUGUUGCAUCAGGAAUAUUUAAUCAAGCUUCAGGAGUUCACAGAUUGGAUCACGGAGAAGAAUGAAACAGUGAAUAACCUCAAGGCAGAUGUGCACGAUAUAGAAUACGUGAAGCAAAAGUUUCAUUUAUUCAAGGACCUUGAGAAAGCGCUUGGAUACAGAAAAAUGCAGCUGGAAUCCACAGCCCUUGACAUUCAGUUUUUCAUUUCUGAACAUGCCCAAGAUCUUUCCCCAAACCAGAGCAAGCAACUCCUGAGGCUCUUAAAUACCACCCAGAAGCACUUCCAAGAAAUGCAAGAAACAAUAAGAUCUCACAUGGACCAUUUUGAAACUCUCUUACAGGAAGCACAAGUUCUUGUUGACCAGAAGGACUUGGCUGAACAGCACCAGGAAUUCAAAGAGAAGCUGCAGGAUAUAUGUGAUCUCCUCACGCAGACAGAGAACCAGCUCAUUGGCCACAAAGAAGCCCUUGUUAUUGAAGACAGCAAGGCGGAGUUGCAGCAAUAUCAAACCAAACAAGACGAGUUGCAGAAAGAUAUGCAAGCAAAUACUCAGGCCCUGGCAGAAAUUGUGAAAAAUACAGAGAUGUUCUUGAAAGAAAAUGGAGAAAAGCUGCUACAGGAAGACAAGAUUGUUCUUGAAAAGAAGCUGAAUGAAGCUAAGACCAAGUGUUUGCUGCUUAGCCAGAAGGCAGAAGAGUCCAGAAAAGAGCUGGAUAAAGCUGUGACAACAGCUAUUAAACAGGAAACGGAAAAGGUUGCAGCUAGAGAACAGCUGGAAGAGAGUAAAAGUACAAUAGAAAAUCUUCUGGAUUGGUUAUCAGAUGUAGACAAGGAUGCUGAACAUGGUGGCAAGAAAUGCAAACCAGCAAUCAAGCAGAAUGGCACCCAUUUCCAAGAAGAAGAUGUGGAGGGUUCGUUGGAAGAAGAUGACGAAGUCAAUGGUAACUUGCUAGAUAUCCAACAACAGAAUGAAACUCAUGUAGAUGGACAGCUGAAACCCUCAGAAGAUAACCUCAACACUCAAUAUCAGAAAGCCAAGUCUCAACAUGAGAAAAUCAUUUCACAGCAGCAAGCUGUCAUCAUAGCUACACAAUCAGCCCAAGCCCUGCUUGAGAAGCAAGGACACCAUCUCUCUCCAGAGGAAAAAGAAAAGAUUCAAAGGAACAUGAAGGAACUGAAGGUGCAGUACGAAACCGCUUUAGCCGACUCGGAGCAGAAGUUGAAGCUGACGCGUUCUCUGCAGGAGGAGCUUGAGAAGUUCGAUGCGGACUACGGUGAGUUUGAAAGCUGGCUCCAACAAGCGGAGCAAGAACUUGAGAACCUGGAGACGGGUGCAUCUGACUCUACUGGCAUUAUCGUCAAACUGAAAAGGCAGAAGAGCUUUUCCGAAGAUGUCAUUUCUCACAAAGGGGAUUUGCGGUACAUCACCAUUUCUGGGCAGAGAGUAUUGGAUGCUGCUAAGUCAUGUAACAAAAGAGAAGCCAUCAAAUAUGACAAGGAAGGUAUUGAUACUUCAGCAACUUACACAGAGGUGCAGAAUAAGCUGGACAGUGCAACCGGUCGCUUCAAAUCUCUGUACUCUAAGUGCAGUAUCCUUGGAAAUAACCUCAAAGACCUGGUGGAUAAGUAUCAGAAUUAUGAGGAUGCCUCCUCUGGGCUAUUGUCAGGACUCCAGGACUCUGAAGAAGCUGUAAAUAAACAACUGUCUGAGCCAGUUGCUGUGGAUCCCAAAAAUCUACAGAGGCAGUUAGAAGAAACCAAGGUGCUUCAGGGUCAAGUGUCCAGUCACCAGGUUGCUGUAGAGAAACUAAAAAAAGGAGCGGAAGUGCUUUUCGACACCCGAGGAGAAUUACUGCCAGACAAAGAUGAAAUCCAGAAUACUCUGGAUACUAUUGUGGAUAAGUAUAAUCAGUUAUCCAAAGCAGUGAAUGAUCGUAAUGAGAAACUCCAGAUCACUUUGACACGUUCAUUAAGCGUUCAGGAUGGAUUGGAUGAAAUGCUUGAUUGGAUGAACGGUGUUGAGAAGAGUCUUGAGGAUCAAGGUCAAGUGCCUUUGAAUUCUACUUCUAUUCAGGAUGUUAUUAGUAAAAGCAUGGCACUAGAACAAGACAUUGUAGGCCGUCAAAGCAGCCUAAAUGCCAUGAAAGAAAAGAUGAACAAAUUCAUGGAAACGGCAGACCCAUCUACUGCAUCCUCUUUACAAGCUAAGAUGAAUGAGCUUUCGGUACGGUUUUGCGAAGCAAAUAAUAAACAGAAGAAAAAGAUGGAAGAGCUGGAAGGUUUGAAGACUAAAGUGGAGAUGUUUGAGUGCUUGUCUGAUAAACUUCAGUCAUUCUUGGACAGGAAAACUCAAGUCUUCAGUGAGGCUGAUGUCCCAGGAAAGGAUAUUACGGAAAUAUCCCUCAAUGUACAGGAAACCAACACAGAAUUGAUGGAGCAGAAAAAGGAUCUUGAAGUUUUGCAACACCUCAUUGAAGAACUUUCUCUUCAUGCUCUUCCUGGGGACAAGUCAUUAGUGCUAGAAAAAGUAAAUGCCCUGUCAAAGAAAUUCAGGGAAAUGGAAGAGACUAUACAAAAAAAAGAAGAGGACGUGUCCUCAUGCCAACAGCAAAUGGAUACAUUCAAGCUUCAUGUAGAAUCUUUGAAGAAAUGGAUAGAUGAGAUGACUGAAAGAAUUCCAGAUACCCAACCCUUAUUAAAUACUGAUUCUUUAAAGAAACAUUUGCAAAGCACCAAGAAUUUGGAAGAUGAAUGGAGUUCAAAGGCACCUGAUAUUCAGAAAAUGGUUAGCAGAGGAACAGCAUUAUGCAACUUAAUCAGUGCUAUGACUUCCCCUGCAAAGUCAAGGGGAGUAAAAUCAGCUGGAACUGGAACAGUACUAAAUGGUGAAGGAACUGCUCCAGGUACCCAGGGUUUCCUAUCAAGCAAAGAACUGACCACCGUCCAACAUAAUAUGUCAUCUGUAAGCCAUGAUUAUGAUGAUUUGGGAGCAAUACUGAAGGAAAAAAGAUCAGAACUGGAAUCCAUGCUUUCAAAUAUGCAAAACAUUCAAGAAGAAUCAAAAUCAAUGGUGGAAUGGUUACAGAAAAUGGAUACUGCUGCCACCAAAUGGGAAACAGCUCUUCUUGAUGGUGAAGCAGUUAAAGAACAAGUGGAUCAACAUAAGCUGUUUGAAACAGAAUUGAAACAGAACGAAAAUAAAGUGCAAGAGCUGAAGGACAGAGUUGCAGAGCUGCUGGAGAAGAACCCAGACUCUCCUGAGGCACCAAAAUGGAAACAGAUGUUGGAUAAAAUAGAUUCCAAAUGGAAAGAACUCAGCCAGGUAGCAACUGACAGGCAGAAAAAACUGGAAGAGUCAUCAAAUUAUCUGACCCAGUUCCAGACAACUGAGGCUCAGUUGAAACAAUGGCUGGUGGAAAAAGAAUUAAUGGUCAGUGUGCUUGGACCACUGUCUAUUGAUCCAAUCAUGCUGAACACACAAAAGCAGCAAGUUCAGAUUCUGCUCAAAGAGUUUGACACUCGAAAACCCCAGUACGAACAGCUGACCACAGCAGGACAAGGGAUCCUGGAGAGACCAGGGGAACACCCGCCUUCUCAUGAAACCGUGAAGCAGCAACUGGCCGCCAUAGCACAGAAAUGGGAUGGCUUAACAGGACAGCUGAGUGACCGAUGUGGCCGAAUUGAGCAAGCCAUUGUCAAAAGCACAGAGUACCAAAGCUGUCUGAGAAACCUUUCUGCAAAACUUAGUGCCUUGGAUAAUAAACUCAGCAAGAGCCUAGCUGUCAGUACAGACUCUGAUGCUGUGAAGCAGCAGCUGGAAGCAGCCGGAGAAGUGAAGGAAGAAAUAGAACAGGAAAUGACGAACAUAAAUGCCGCUCAGGCCCUGUGCGAGGAAUUGUCAGUGCUGGUGGCAGAAGAUUACUUGAAAGCAGAACUCGUUAGGCAAUUAGAUGGUGUCAUAAAACCCUUUAAGGAUAUGGAACGAAAAGCAGGCAAUCACAUUGAACAACUUCAGUCAACAUAUGUUAGUUCUCAUCAAUUCCAGCAAAUGUCUAAAGACUUUCAGGCCUGGCUGGAUAGAAAGAAAGAAGAACAGAAUCAGUCCCGUCCCAUCUCGACCAAACUGGAGUCUCUGUGGUCAUCAAUUGAUGAUCAGAAAGAGUUCAAGAUGACCUUGUCUGACAAGAUUAAUUCUUAUGAAAAAAUAAUUGCAGAAGGCGAAAGUCUCCUCCAGAAGACUCAAGGGGCAGAGAAGGCAGAGCUGCAGUCCCAGCUGAACUUGCUCAAAGGUAACUGGGAUGAAAUGAACAAGCAAGUUAAAGAAAGGCAAGAUAAGUUAAAUGAUUGCCUGGAAAAAGCCCUCCGAUACAAAGAGCAUGUUGAGAACCUGCAGCCCUGGAUAGCAAAGUGCCAAAGUAACCUAUCUGAAAUCAAAAUGGGUGUAGAUCCUGGGGAGCUAGAGAAUUCCAUCACACAGGUGAAAGCUUGGCAGAAGGACUUGGACAAACACAAAGGGACGGUGGAGUUGCUAAAUAAUGCAGCGGAGGCUUUACUCGGUGCCUGUCAGACAGAUAAAGACAUUAUUGAAGAGGAAAAGGCACUGCUGAUCCAGAAAAUGGAUAUGGUGGCUGAACAAUUACAUCAUAAAAGAGAUGGUCUAGAAAAGAUGGCUCAGAGACUGAAAGGGUUUCAAGAAUCAUCCAAGGAAGUUAAAGAGCAGCUGAAGAAUGCCAGAGAGCAGCUAGAAGUGCACGAUUCUCUCAAACCCCAGACUUACAGUAACAAACACUUGACAGUCAUGCAGACUCAGCAGAAAGCACUUCAGACAUUAAAGACUCAAGUGGACCUGACGAAAAAGCUCGCUCAAGAACUGGUGGUGGAUGCUUCAGAUUCGUCAGGUGUCUCUGACCUGUUACUGCAAGCCGAAGCAUUAGAAGGCGAAUACAGCUCUGUUAGCCAGCAGGUUGAGGAUAAAUGUUCCUUCCUGGAGACUAAGCUUCAAGGAAUUGGCCAUUUCCAAAACACCAUCCGAGAGAUGUUUUCUCAGUUUGCCGAGUUUGAUGAUGAAUUGGAUAGUAUGGCUUCUGUGGCUAGGGAUCUGAUCACCCUGCAAGCACAGCGAGAGGAUAUCAAGGCAUUCCUGAAAAAAUUGGAGGAGCUCAUAGCCAGUAAUGAAAAUGCAAACAAGACAUGUAAAGUGAUGUUAGCAAGUGAAGCUGAAGCUUCUCCUGAUCUUGCGGGUAUCAAAAGGGACUUGGAGGCUUUGAAUAAGCAAUGCAACAAGUUACUCGACAGAGCGAGAGCGAGAGAGGAACAGAUUGAAGGGACUAUUGACCGGAUUGAAGAAUUCUAUAGCAAACUUAAGGGUUUUUCCAAACUGCUUGGGGAAGCUGAAGAACAUGAAGACUCCCAAGGUCCUGUUGGAAUGGAAACGGAGACAAUUAAUCAACAGCUAAACGUUUUUAAGGUAUUUGAGAAAGAAGAAAUUGAACCACUACAGGUUAAGCAACAGGAGGUAAAUUGGUUAGGUCAAGGCCUUAUUCAGAGUGCUGCUAAAAACGCUAGUACUGAUAACCUUGAGCGUGAUCUUGAGGACGUUAACACAAGAUGGAAAACUCUCAACAAAAAGGUUGCUCAAAGAGCAGCCCAGUUGCAAGAGGCAUUGCUCCACUGUGGGAGGUUUCAAGAUGCUGUUGAGUCUAUACUUAGCUGGCUCAUUGACACAGAAGAACUCGUGGCUAAUCAGAAGCCUCCAUCUGCUGAGUUUAAAGUGGUGAAGGCCCAAAUACAGGAACAGAAACUUCUCCAGAGAUUGCUGGAUGACCGCAAACCCACUGUUGAACUGAUCAAGCGUGAAGGGGAGAAAAUUGCAGAGUCAGCAGAGCCCGCUGAUAAAGAGAAGAUCUUGAAACAGCUGAGCCUCCUGGACAGCAGAUGGGAUGCAUUGCUCGAUAAAGCAGAAACGAGGAAUCGUCAAUUGGAAGGUAUCUCAGCUGUAGCACAGCAGUUCCAUGAAACAUUAGAACCGCUGGUUGAAUGGCUAACAACCACUGAGAAGAGGCUUUCCAAUUCGGAACCCAUUGGUACACAAGCUUCCAAACUUCAGCAGCAAAUUUCUCAACAUAAAGAUUUAGAGGAAGACAUCACCGCUCACAAUAAAAAUGUACAGCAAGCUAUUAAUAUUGGUCAGGCUUUAAAGAAGUUGAGCUCCAGGGAGGAUAAAGAAAUGGUGCAGGAGAAACUAGAUUCUUCAGAAGCCCGAUACACUGAGAUUCAUGAGAAAAGCAGCAGUAGGGCUGAGCUCCUGCAGCAAGCCUAUUGUAAUGCUCAGAUUUUUGGAGAGGAUGAAGUUGAAUUGAUGAAUUGGCUGAAUGAAAUACAUGAGAAACUGAGCAAACUGGCAGUCCAAGACUACAAUACUGACUUACUAGUGAAACAACAGACUGAGAUGCUGGUUCUUCAAGAAGAGAUUCUGCUCAGAAAGCAAAAUGUGGACCAGGCUAUACAAAAUGGUUUGGAACUUCUCAAGCAAACUACAGGCGAUGAAGUUGUCAUAAUUCAAGAUAAAUUGGAAGGCAUUAAAGCAAGGUACAAGGACAUCACUAAGCUGAGUUCUGAUGUGUCCAAGACUUUAGAACAGGCUCUACAGCUUUCAGGCCAGCUGCAAUCCACUCACGAGGAACUCUGCACUUGGCUUGACAAAGUUGAGGUAGAAUUACUUUCAUAUGACGCUCAGGUCCCUAACGGCAAAGAGUUAAAUCAAGCACAAGAAAGACAAAAGGAACUGAAAAAAGAAGCAAAGGACAAUAAAAGCUUAUUGGAUACCCUCAAUGAAGUCAGCAGUGCUUUGCUGGAACUGGUGCCAUGGAGAGCAAGGGAAGGAAUAGACAAAAUGGUUACAGAAGACAAUGAACGGUACAGAUCAGUGAGUGACAACAUAACUCAGAAAGUGGAAGAAAUUGAUGCUGCUAUUUUGAAAUCACAGCAGUUUGAUCAAGCAGCUGAUGCUGAAUUAGCCUGGGUGGACAAAACAGAGAAGAAACUGAUGUCUCUGGCUGAUAUUAGGCUUGAACGUGAACAGACCACUGCUCAACUACAAGUUCAAAAGGCAUUCACCAUGGAGAUUUUGAAACACAAGGAUACGAUAGAAGAACUUGUAGCAUCUGGGGAUGAGAUUAUGAAGACAUGCACGGAAGAGGAGAAACAAGCCAUGAAGAAAAAACUGGAGAGCCUCUUCCAGAAAUAUGACCUGCUCUGUCAAAUGAACUCUAAGAGGAACCUACAGCUAGAACGGGCACAGUCUCUAGUUAGCCAGUUUUGGGAGACUUAUGAAGAGAUCUGGCCUUGGUUAACCGAAACAGAAGUGGUCAUCUCACAGCUUCCAGCACCAGCUCUUGAAUAUGAAACUCUAAAGCAGCAGCAAGAAGAACACCGGCAACUGCGAGAAUUGAUUGCUGAACACAAGCCUCAUAUAGAUAAGAUGAACAAAACAGGACCUCAGCUUCUGGAGCUGAGCCCACGAGAAGGAUUUUCAAUCCAAGAAAAAUACAUAGCAGCUGAUGCCCUUUACAGCCAAAUUAAAGAAGAUGUCAAAAAACGAGCUCAGGCACUGGACGAAGCCAUUUCUCAGUCUACCCAGUUCCAUGACAAGAUAGAUUCAACCAUUGAGAGCCUGGAACGCAUCGUUGAACGUUUGAGGCAGCCCCCUUCCAUCUCAGCUGAGGUUGAAAAGAUUAAAGAACAGAUCAGCGAAAAUAAGAAUGUGUCUGUGGAUCUAGAAAAACUUCAGCCUGUAUAUGAAACGCUCAAAAAGCGUGGGGAGGAAAUGAUUGCACGUUCAGAAGGAGCUCAUAAGGACAUAUCUGCUAAAGUGGUUCAAGAUAAGUUGGAUCAAAUGGUCUUUAUCUGGGAAGACAUCCAUACUCUGGCUGACGAAAGGGAGGCCAAACUGCUUGACGCCAUGGAAUUAGCAGAGAAGUUCUGGUGUGAUCACAUGGCUCUUGUAGCCACUAUUAAAGAUACUCAAGAUUUUAUCAGAGAAUUAGAAGGAGCUGGGAUUGACCCUUCGGUGGUAAAACAGCAACAAGAAGCAGCAGAGACUAUCAAAGAAGAGGUAGACGGGUUACAAGAAGAACUAGAUGCAGUGGUAAACCUUGGCUCUGAACUCAUAGCUGCCUGUGGAGAACCUGACAAACCUUUAGUCAACAAGAGCAUAGAUGAGCUAAAUUCUGCUUGGGACGCUUUAAAUAAAGCAUGGAAGGAGCGUGUUGACAAGCUUGAGGAAGCCAUGCAAGCUGCUGUUCAAUAUCAGGAUGGAUUGCAGGCUAUGUUUGACUGGGUGGAUAUCGCUGGCAGUAAAUUAGCUUCAAUGUCACCAGUUGGUACAGAUCUAGAAACUGUAAAACAGCAAACAGAAGAACUAAAGCAAUUUAAGAAAGAAGCUUAUCAGCAACAAAUAGAAAUGGAACGACUGAACCACCAAGCAGAGCUGCUGUUAAAGAAGGUGACAGAGGAGAGUGAUAAGCACACGGUACAAGACCCCUUGUCUGAACUCAAGCUCCUGUGGGAAAAACUGGAGGAUAAAAUUGUUAGCCGCCAGCAUAAGCUGGAAGGUGCUUUGUUAGCUUUGGGUCAGUUCCAGCAUGCCCUGGAUGAGUUGCUGACAUGGCUGACGCACACGGAAGACCUGCUGAAUGAACAGAAACCUGUGGGUGGUGACCCUAAGGCUAUUGAAAUUGAACUAGCCAAACAUCAUGUGCUGCAAAAUGAUGUCUUAGCUCACCAGUCCACUGUGGAAACAGUUAAGAAAGCAGGAAAUGACCUGAUUCAGUCAAGUGCUGUUGAAGAAGCAAGCAAUCUACAAAGCAAGCUGGAACUUCUGAAUCAGCGAUGGCAAAAUGUCUUGGAAAAAACAGAAAAAAGGAAGCAACAGCUGAACAGUGCUUUGAUCCAGGCCCAAGGUUUCCAUGGUGAAGUUGAAGAUCUUCAACAAUGGUUGACAGAAACCGAACGUCAGCUUUUGGCAUCGAAACCUGUUGGUGGUUUACCAGAGACGGCAAGAGAGCAGCUUAAUACCCAUCUGGAACUCUGUGCUGCCUUUGAAGCUAAAGAAGCAACAUACAAAUGUCUGAUGCAAAAGGGCUUACAGAUGCUUGCAAGAUGCCCUGAGUCUGUUGAAACGAAUGUUGAGCAAGACAUAAAUAAUCUUAAAGAAAAAUGGGAAUCUGUUGAAACAAAGCUCAGUGAAAGAAAAAUCAAACUGGAAGAAGCCCUCAGUUUGGCAAUGGAGUUCCACAACUCAUUGCAGGACUUCAUCAACUGGCUUACUCAAGCUGAGCAAACCUUGACAGUGGCUUCUCGGCCAAGUCUUAUCUUGGACACUGUCUUGUUUCAAAUUGAUGAACACAAGGUCUUUGCCAAUGAAGUGAAUGCCCACCGAGACCAGAUUAUCCAGCUGGACAAAACUGGAACACAUUUGAAAUAUUUCAGCCAGAAACAGGAUGUGGUCCUCAUAAAGAAUCUGCUGAUCAGUGUCCAGAGUAGGUGGGAAGAAGUAGUUCAGCGCUUAGUGGAAAGAGGAAGAGCGUUAGAUGAUGCAAGGAAGCGUGCCAAGCAGUUCCAUGAAGCCUGGAACAAACUUACAGAAUGGCUGGACGAGUCAGAAAAGACUUUGGAUGCAGAGCUUGAAAUUGCAAAUGAUCCAGACAAAAUUAAGAUGCAGCUCACCCAGCAUAAGGAGUUCCAAAAAGCUCUUGGAGCCAAACAUUCUGUGUACGACACCACAAAUCGAAGUGGACGCUCCUUAAAAGAGAAAACUACCCUUGCUGAUGACAAUCUGAAACUGGAUGAUAUGCUAAGUGAACUCAGAGACAAAUGGGAUACAGUUUGUGGAAAAUCUGUAGAAAGACAAAACAAACUGGAAGAAGCCCUGCUGUUUUCGGGACAAUUUACCGAUGCUCUUCAGGCUCUCAUAGAUUGGCUGUACAAAGUGGAACCACAGCUGGCCGAAGAUCAGCCUGUGCACGGAGACAUUGAUUUAGUGAUGAAUUUAAUAGAUAAUCACAAAGGCUUCCAGAAGGAACUGGGAAAGAGGACAAGCAGCGUCCAAGCUCUGAAACGCUCUGCACGUGAGCUGAUAGAAGGUAGCCGCGAUGAUUCCUCCUGGGUAAAGGUCCAAAUGCAGGAACUUGGCACUCGGUGGGACACUGUGUGUGCAUUGUCUGUCUCCAAGCAGACCCGACUGGAACAAGCCCUCCACCAGGCCGAGGAAUUCCACUCUGUUGUACGUGUACUUUUGGAAUGGUUGGCUGAGGCUGAACAGGCCCUGCGUUUCCAUGGCAUCCUCCCAGAUGAUGAAGAGGCUUUGCGUACACUAAUAGAUCAGCAUCGGGAAUUCAUGAAGAAACUGGAAGAAAAAAAGGCUGAACUAACUAAAGCCACAGGUAUGGGAGAGGCUGUCCUGGCUAUCUGCCACCCAGACUCCAUCACUACCAUUAAGCACUGGAUAACAAUCAUCCGAGCGAGGUUUGAAGAGGUGUUGGCAUGGGCCAAGCAACAUCAGCAGCGAUUGGCAGGAGCCUUGGCUGCCCUUAUCGCUAAUCAGGAGUUGUUGGAAGCGUUAUUGUCCUGGUUGCAGUGGGCAGAGACAACUCUUAGUGAAAAGGACAAGGAGGUCAUCCCUCAGGAGAUUGAUGAUGUCAAAGCACUCAUAGCUGAACAUCAGACCUUCAUGGAGGAAAUGACCAGAAAACAGCCUGAUGUAGACAAGGUUACAAAGACACACAAAAGGAAAGCAGCUGAAUCUGGUCCAAUCCAGUCUCAUAUUCCUGUACUGGAUAAAGGAAGAGGAGGAAGAAAGCGUUCUCCAACACCAAGUAUGUAUCCUUCAGGUGCGCAGGCCCAGAUUGAAACCAAGAAUCCACAGGUGAACCUCUUAGUCAGCAAGUGGCAGCAAGUCUGGCUUCUGGCUCUGGAAAGAAGAAGGAAACUUAACGACGCUUUAAACCGAUUAGAGGAGCUGAGGGAAUUUGCCAACUUUGAUUUUGAUAUUUGGCGGAAAACGUAUAUGCGCUUGAUGAACCAUAAGAAAUCUCGAGUAAUGGACUUCUUUAGGAGGAUAGAUAAAGAUCAGGACGGAAAGAUCACAAGGCAGGAAUUCAUUGAUGGGAUUCUUUCUUCAAAAUUUCCUACUAGUCGAUUGGAAAUGAGCGCAGUAGCAGAUAUCUUUGACAGAGAUGGUGAUGGAUAUAUUGACUAUUAUGAAUUUGUAGCAGCGCUUCAUCCAAACAAGGACGCAUACAAGCCUGAGACAGAUGCAGACAAAAUUGAAGAUGAGGUGACGAGGCAGGUAGCAAAAUGUAAAUGUGCAAAGCGAUUCCAAGUGGAGCAGAUUGGUGACAACAAAUACAGAUUCUUCCUGGGAAAUCAGUUUGGUGAUUCCCAGCAACUCCGUCUUGUCCGUAUUCUGCGGAGCACUGUUAUGGUUCGAGUCGGAGGUGGAUGGAUGGCGCUAGAUGAGUUCUUAGUGAAAAAUGAUCCCUGCAGAGUUCAUCAUCAUGGGAGUAAAAUGUUACGUUCGGAAUCAAACUCUUCAAUUACCACUCAGCCUACUAUAGCAAAAGGGAGGACAAACAUGGAGCUUCGUGAGAAGUUCAUUCUGGCAGAUGGAGCCAGCCAAAGCAUGGCUGCCUUCCGACCAAGAGGGCACAGAUCACGACCUUCAUCAAGGGGUGCUUCACCCAACAGAUCCACGUCUGUGUCCAAUCCACCGGCCCAAGGAGCUCCAAUACCAGCCAUUGCUGCCAGCACACCCAAGACACCCCAUCAUUUAACACGCAACUAUGGUAAACCAUGGUUGAUAAACAGCAAAACGUCAUCUCCUUGUAAACCACCAGAGUGCUCUGAAUAUCAAGUGUCAUCCACAGAGGGGACUCCAAUACAAGGGAGUAAACUUAGGUUGCCAGGAUAUCUGUCAGGGAAGGGUUUCCACUCUGGAGACGACAGUGGCCUAAUUUCAACAGCAGCAACAAGAGUCAGGGCACAUUUUGCAGAAACCAGGAAAACACCAAGCAGGCCUGGAAGUCGGGCAGGGAGCAAGGCUGGUAGCCGAGCCAGCAGCCGUCGGGGCAGUGACGCAUCUGACUUUGACAUUUCAGAAAUCCAGUCUGUGUGUUCAGACGUGUCAGAGACUGUUCAUACCCCAAUCAGGCCAACACCCCGACCGAAUUCUCGGUCAGCGACCGGCAAGCCUUCCAAAAUUCCAACUCCACAAAGAAGAUCUCCUGCCAGAAAAUUAGAAAAGUCCUCCAAGAGAUAAUGUGAUAUUGGCUGAUCCAGGUCUUCUUUUUCCUGUGCAUUAAAUAUUUAAGUUUGUAAGAUGUAAAAUAUUCUGUAGAAAUUAUUGUGAAAUAUUAUGAGAGUUGGAUUUUUAAUUUUGCAGAUGGCCUUAUUUGUGUAUUUGUCUUGUUUAUUUUAUGUGUAUAGUUUUUGUCAGAUUUUGUUUUGUUUGUUUAUGCCAUAUCCUAUGUGAACAGGAGAAAGUUUUUUUUAAUGUAAACUAACGAUUGUUUGCAGUAACAUGUAGAGAGAUCACUAAAAGCAAUUACUGAAUGUACAGUUAAGUCUUUGUGUCCCAAGUCAACAAGGCCUGCCUAUCGCUUCAUCAUUAACAGUAAAGGAUACCUCAUAACUUUGUCUUAAUACAAAUGAAAAAGACAAAAGGCAAAAUUAUGCAUUUUGAGCUUACAGAGUGGACACUAAAAGGCACGUGGCAGGGAUGUUAAGACAUGGAAGACACAGCUCACAUUGCAGUUAAUUAAACAGCAUCUUCCAGAGAAUUCACGGAGAAAGUUACUUAAAGAGCACUUGCCAGUACUCUAAUACUCCAAUAUGUUGCAGCAUUUUCUGUGCCAUUGCUUUAAAACAGAGCAGACACAAUCUGGAUAAAACAAUUAAUACACUUGCAUCAGAAUGCUAGUAUAAUCCGCAUUCAUGUCAAUGUGAGGUUUUCUUUUGCUUGGGUGGAUGAUAGCACUGUAUCAUUGGACUCAUUUUAUAUUAAAGCAGUUUUGCUUGCAAAAAGGAAAGGAAAAAAGUCUAUAAAAUAAAUCUUGUCCCUUCUCUUUGUUAGUAUUGUAUUCCUUAUAUUCCAGGAAGAUACAUGUUCUGUGUCAUGUUUACAUCAUACAUGAUCUGAAGGAUCCAAACCAUUACUUUCAGGACAAAAUUUAUUGUAAUUUGUUCCCAUUCUCCAUCACAUUUCAAGCAAUUCCUGUAUUCCUUUAAUAAAAUAACUUUUACAUAAUAUGUUAAACACAAU
Elgaria multicarinata webbii is the source of this 24727-nucleotide messenger RNA. It is a transcript of the gene DST, whose product is annotated as dystonin. Gene Ontology annotation, biological process: cell-cell adhesion; wound healing; hemidesmosome assembly. Gene Ontology annotation, cellular component: plasma membrane; hemidesmosome; focal adhesion. The coding region runs from base 17 to 23725 and encodes 7902 amino acids. NCBI's taxonomy places the organism in Eukaryota, Metazoa, Chordata, Lepidosauria, Squamata, Anguidae. The transcript is spliced from 104 exons. The record is from RefSeq and is a predicted model, not a curated record. Gene Ontology annotation, molecular function: microtubule binding; structural molecule activity; keratin filament binding.